GGAACGCCAGUGGCUUCUCGCGCACCGGUUUAGUAUCUGCUCGCUGUUAUCACCUAUAAAACUAGAAUCUACUUUGCAGAGCGGCAUUGAUAGUGAGUGUCAACAGCAAGAUGAUCGCCCGUAGAAACGUCGUGAAUUUGAUGGCUGCAAUCGCCAGUUCAUCAUGCAAGUGUCCAGCGCAUUCCCACAACUACGGCUCAGUCAGCCUUCAAACGAAAAAAGAAUAUGCAUUCGAGAUGUCCUCAUCUACUGUGCGGUUUGGUCCAGGCGUUUCGGCAGAAUUGGGUAGCGAUUUAGCCAAUCUGCGAGCCAAAAAUGUGUGCAUUGUUACUGACCCGAACGUCGUUCAAUUGGACAGUGUCAAGGCUGCAUUCGACUCACUGGCGGCUGAGAAAAUCAAUUUUGAGGUGUACGAUAAGAGCCGAGUGGAGCCAACUGAUGUGAGUUUUUGGGACGCAGUUAAAUUUGCCCGAUCCAAGCAGUUCGAUGCAUUCGUGGCCAUUGGAGGAGGCUCAGCAAUCGACACCUGUAAGGCAGCAAAUCUAUACUCAAGUAACGAGGAUUCUGAGUUUUUAGACUAUGUCAAUGCACCGAUCGGGAAAGCCAAACAGGCAGCCAAGCCGCUUAAACCGAUGAUUGCCCUACCGACGACAUCAGGCACAGGCUCUGAAACAACAGGCGUGGCCAUUUUCGAUUACAAGAAGAUGUCCGUGAAAACAGGGAUAUCAGGGAAAUACCUGAGACCGCAGUUGGGUCUCAUUGAUCCCCUUCACACAUUGUCUUUACCUGACCGAGUGAUCACCUACAGUGGUUUUGAUGUAUUCUGCCACGCUUUGGAAAGUUUCACGGCGAUUCCAUACACAGAAAGGGGGCCAGCUCCGAAAAAUCCUCGAUUGCGACCACCAUACCAAGGGUGUAAUCCCAUUUCGGACGUUUGGGCCCGGUAUGCCCUAACAACAAUAAAGGAAAACUUUGUAUCUGCAGUGAAUCACCCAGACGAUUUGAAAUCGCGUUCAAAUAUGCACUUGGCAUCCACAAUGGCUGGAGUUGGUUUUGGAAAUGCUGGAGUGCAUUUGUGCCAUGGACUGUCCUACCCAAUAUCUGGAAACGUUAAGAAGUUCCUGCCGCCAGGAUAUGGCGAUGACCAUGCACUCAUACCUCAUGGGCUUUCAGUUGUUAUCAGUGCUCCAGCUGUGUUUGAAUUUACAGCCCCAGCUUGUCCAGAACGUCACUUGGAAGCGGCACAGCUUCUAGGAAAGGACACGACUAAUGCUAAGAAAUCAGACGCUGGAAAGAUAUUAGCUGACACUGUAAGGGAAUAUAUGAAUAAACUUCACAUUGAUAAUGGGCUAAAAGCUCUUGGAUUUGACUCCAGCGACAUUCCUGCAUUAGUCAAAGGGACUUUGCCUCAGGAACGAAUAACUAAACUAGCUCCAAAGCCUCAAACCGAGGAAGACUUGCAGAUGCUAUUCGAGAACUCUUUAGAGAUAUAUUAGAUUAGAUGUAAUACGAAGGACCUCUUUGCACUCAUACUGUUUAUAAUUCAUUUUAUAUAUUGAUGUUACAUGUGGAAAUAGAUGAUGGGUUGAAAGCUAUUCUUAAA
This is a messenger RNA of Hermetia illucens (black soldier fly), 1603 nucleotides long. It is a transcript of the gene T3dh, whose product is annotated as probable hydroxyacid-oxoacid transhydrogenase, mitochondrial. The transcript has 8 exons. Lineage: Eukaryota; Metazoa; Arthropoda; Insecta; Diptera; Stratiomyidae. Gene Ontology annotation, cellular component: mitochondrion. The coding region runs from base 111 to 1496 and encodes 461 amino acids. Gene Ontology annotation, molecular function: metal ion binding; alcohol dehydrogenase (NAD+) activity. The record is from RefSeq and is a predicted model, not a curated record.